UUGAGCAAUGGACGCUGACGCCACGGGGACGAUGGAGGUGGCGGCGCUCGGCCGGCCUUUCAGCCUCGGGAUGCUGUAUGACUGCCGCAAAGACUCACUCAUCCCUGGCAUGACAUUGUGGGACCUUAAUGAUCUGAAAAAUGAUAUACAAGAAAGACCACAGCACUGCAACGAUUUUCAGAUAGUUGCAUCUGAAUCAAUUGCAGAUAAAUCUUCAGCAUUAAAUGUAGAAGCAUCCCUGAAGGCAAGUUUCCUUGGUGGACUAGUAGAGGUUGGAGGAUCUGCCAAAUACCUGAAAGAUAGUAAAACAUCCAAACAUCAGGUCAGAGUAACACUGAAGUACCAUGCAACCACAAAGAUGAAGCAACUGUCAAUGAAUCAUCUUGGAAGAGACAAUGUGAAGCAUCCGGAUGUCUUUGAUAAAGCAAUAGCAACACAUGUAGUCACAGGUAUCCUUUAUGGGGCACAAGCCUUCUUUGUCUUUGACCGUGAGGUGUCUGAUGAAGAAAGUCAUCAAGACAUUCAGGGCAACAUGAAGGUGAUGAUUGAGAAAAUCCCCACCAUCACAGUAGGGGGGGAAGGUUCUGUCCAAAUGGAAACCAAGGACAUUGAAAAGGUGGAGAAGUUCUCCUGCAAAUUCCAUGGAGACUUUUUACUGAAGAAAACUCCAACAUCCUUUCAGGAUGCCAUACAAGUCUACCAAAGCCUACCACAAUUACUGGGAACCAAUGGAGAAAAUGCUGUACCAAUGAAGGUCUGGCUGAUGCCACUUGUGAGUUUAGAUCCAUCUGCUGCUAAACUCGUCCGUCAGAUAAGUAUAAGUUUAGUGCAGAAAUCCCAGAGUGUCCUGGAGGACUUCACUGAUCUGGAAAUGAGGUGCAAUGAUGCAAUGAGAACCACCACUGCACAGCAGUUCCCACAGAUUGGUAAAAAACUUAAAACAUUUGCAGAAUUUUGCUCCGGGUACAAACUGGAAUUCCAACAAAAUUUGGCAAAUAAACUUCCAUCAAUCAGGGGAGGAGGGGAAGAGGAGGCUGUGCUUGCAGAGAUUCUGAAGAAGAGACAUUCUUCUCCUUUCAACAACACAAGCCUGAACGAGUGGAUGGACUGUAAAGAGAAGGAAAUGCGCAGGUUAAAAAUUUUCACCAACAUGAUGAAAAACACCAAGAUUGUCCCAUCUGAAAACGUGCUUGAUGAAGAAAUUCUCUGUGCAGAACAUGCUGUGUGUUUUGUUUUCACCUCACUGGGAAGAGCUGAACCGUAUCUCUCAGCUUUAUCAAACUACUUGGAAGAAACAUCCAAACCAGACAAACCACAAUAUCCACAGACCGAUGAUGUAGAGAAGGAACAAUGGUACGCCUCAAAAGAAGUAUCUUAUGCAAUGAGGAACAAAGUAAAUCUAUUCAGUGAUUUUGCAGAGGCCAACAAGGAGAAGAAGAACAUAAAGUUCCUGACAGUAGGUUUAACAAAUGAGACACAGAGAGGUUCAAGCAUCUACGUUUAUGAAAACGGUUUUUCUGUCAGUGAGAACUUUGAGCCGCCUUCAAAGCCUGAAACAGUGACAGCAGGUGAUGUAACCCACAACAGCGUUACACUGAAGAUUUGUCCACCAAGAUUUGGAUCAGAGAACAUCAGCUCCUACUCUGUAGAGUACUGUGUCAGUGGAGAGGAUGGAUGGCAACAAAAACCAGCAUCAAAGGCUGAAGAAGUGACAGUGAGCGGUCUGACUCCUAACACAGAGUACAUGUUCAGAUGCAGAGCAGUGACCUCAGUAGGUGUUGGGCCAGCCAAUGAAGUCAGCGGUCUCAUUAAAACUUUACCUUGCAGCCCUCCUGGAAAACCUCAAGUUGAAACAAACUCAGUCUACAACAAUAAUGAGCUGGUCAGGAUUGUGAUGGUGGGGAAGACUGGAGUUGGCAAAAGUGCCACAGGAAACACCAUUCUGGAACGAAAGUGUUUUAAAUCAGAAUUCAGCUUCAAAUCUUCGACUAAAGUCUGUCAAAAGGCUGUUGGUGAGGUUGAUGGACAAAAGGUUGCUAUUAUCGACACUCCAGGCCUGUUUGACACCAAGGACACUGAAGAGAAAACAAUAAAAGAUAUUGUCCGGUGCAUUUCCCUUGCUUCUCCUGGACCUCAUAUCUUCCUGGUUGUCAUCAGACUGGGCAGAUUCACAGAGGAAGAAAGGAAGACGGUGCAGAAGAUUCAGGAAAUCUUUGGUGAGGAAGCUGACAAAUACAGCAUGGUUCUCUUUACCCAUGGUGACCAGCUCGAAGGGAAACCUGUUGAGGAGUUGUUGAAGGACGACAAAGACCUGCAGGACUUUGUGUCCAGAUGUAACGGCCAGUACCACGUGUUCAAUAAUAAACUGGAGGAUCGUUCUCAGGUCAGUGAGCUGCUCAAGAAGAUAAGAAUUAUAAAUGUGCAGAAUAGAGGAAGCUACUACACCACUGAAAUGUUCCAAAAGGCAGAGAAAGCGAUAGAAGAGGAGAAACAACGAAUCCUGGAAGAGAAAAAAGAGCAAAUACGCAAAGAGCAGGAGAAACUGAGGAAGGAAAUAGAGAAAAAAUAUGAAAAACAGCUGAGAGAAGUGAAGGGUGACAUGAAGAGGGAGGCUAAAUUAAAGGAAGAAUGUGAAAAACAAAGCAAACGCGAAAUGAAAAUACUGAAGGAAAUGCAAGAACUUCAGGCCAGAAAGGAAGCUGAGAACAGCGGUUGGGUCACCAGAAUGGUUGCUUCAUUUCACCUCUCUGUUAUGCAUAUGAAAUACCCUCGACUCCCAAAGUGGAUGAAAGAGUUCAAAGAGCAAGAGGAACUAAAGAAGGAAUAAGAGGAAAAGCUUUAUGCAGAC
This is a messenger RNA of Thunnus maccoyii (southern bluefin tuna), 2848 nucleotides long. Its product is annotated as verrucotoxin subunit beta-like. The coding region runs from base 8 to 2827 and encodes 939 amino acids. The transcript has 3 exons. Gene Ontology annotation, molecular function: GTP binding; protein binding. Lineage: Eukaryota; Metazoa; Chordata; Actinopteri; Scombriformes; Scombridae. The record is from RefSeq and is a predicted model, not a curated record.